Molecule: messenger RNA, 3415 nt
Organism: Salarias fasciatus (jewelled blenny)
Lineage: Eukaryota; Metazoa; Chordata; Actinopteri; Blenniiformes; Blenniidae
Product: C3a anaphylatoxin chemotactic receptor-like
Biological process (GO): inflammatory response; complement receptor mediated signaling pathway; phospholipase C-activating G protein-coupled receptor signaling pathway
Cellular component (GO): plasma membrane
Molecular function (GO): G protein-coupled receptor activity; complement receptor activity
Source: RefSeq, a predicted model, not a curated record
GCCUGUGUGCAGCUGGAGGUUCUCCAGUUUUCAAGCCGUAGUUUCCACAGUUGUUUUUUAAUACUCAGUAUCAGAGGGCAGUGGUCACCCAGAGGUCAGAGAAGCAGAGGUGAGAUCUGCGGUUUGCAGGUUCAACUCCCACAGCAGACAGGCCACCACUGUGGGUCUUUGAGCAAGGCUCUUGACCCUGCAGUAUCGCACUGGCAGCCCGCCACUCCUCCAGAUCAGAUGGUCACAAUGUUUCCCAACACCUCCCUGCCUACACAAAUAUUCCACUCCUCGAAAGAUGACCAGGCAACAACGGUGGACAUCGACGCCAUCAUGGACAACGUCAGCAUCGUCCUCUACACGCUGACCGUCGUGGUCGGCAUUACUGGAAACUCCAUAGUGAUCUGGGUGGCUGGAUUCAGGCUUAAGCCGAAGGUCACCAAUGUGCUGGUGAAUCUGGCCAUAGCUGACCUGAUCUUCUGCUUCACGCGAGUCUUCUCCCUCACCAAGAAGCUCUUCUUCGACCAUUGUCCCUAUGGCGUCUUCCUCUGCAAGUUCAACGGCUUCUUCAAGUACGCCAACAUGUUCUGCUCGGUCUUCCUGCUGGCCGUCAUCAGUCUGGACCGAGUGCUCUGCGUCUGGCAGCCGGUCUUCACAAAGCGUCGACGCACCCUGUGGGCGGCGAGGGUGGUGGCCUUCUGCGUCUGGGCUGCUGCGGUCCUCUUAAGCAUACCUUAUUUUCUCUCCCGGCAAGUCUAUAUGGGAAAGAACAACCUGAGUAAGUGCUCUGUGGAUAAGAAGGAGACGGCAGAGAGGAAUAAUGGCACCAAAAUUGCUCUCUACACCGUCCGCUUCCUCUGCGGCUUCAUGCUGCCCUUCAUGGUCAUCAUCUGUUACAUCCUGGCCGGCAUCGGCAUUCGACGCACGCGCCUCUCAAGGAAGUCUCGCCCCCUGCGCAUAUUGGCGUCCCUCGUCAUAGCGUUCUUCCUGUGCUGGGCGCCCUACCACUGCCUCCUGCUGGUGAAGAUGGUGGACAGUAAGAACGUGGUGGUGAAAAUCUGGCACCCUGUGGCGAAGGGCGUCGCGUACUUCAACAGCUGCGUCAACCCUCUGCUGUACUUCUGCAUGGGGCUGAAUGUGAGGGGGCGGGUCCGGCAGAGCCUCACCGGCGUGUACAGGAGAGCUCUGGCCGAGGACAUCGACGGGCCAACAAAUCAGUCCAAUGACCGCACCCUAGAGGACAGCAGCGGGUCCAGGAACAGUACCGCUGUGGUGGAAGCUCGCAGUAAUACAGAGUGAAUGUAGCUAAAGUUUAAGGUUCUGCUAAGUGAUGGAGACAGAAGUUGUAGAAGAAGUUGUUUGGAACCCACUCGAACAAACAACAUGGCAUCCUCGACCCUUCAUCUUGAGGACUGAUCUGGACUUCCCUUUGGAAGAAUAUUAUAAACAGACAUUUUCUAAGCUUUACCAAACAUUUUGCCUGCUGAGAUCCGAACAUCUCUCUGACAGUAAAGAAGCUGAUUUUUAAUGAGUGUUAUGCGAUAUUGUUUCAUUGCAGAAUAUUCACUGUAAAUUGUAAAAAAAGGGCUCUUCUCUUUGCUUUUAGGGUACUCUCCCCUGUAUAUAUUUAUUGUACCAAUGAACAUUACAUGCAGUAUGCCAUGCUAUAUACUAUUAUGGAGCAUGAAACUGCUGAAUCCAUUUUGUUUUCAGUGAGCUGAGUCAGUCUCAUUCAUAUUAACAAGUCUCUCUUUUUUUGCUGAGACAGCAAUGAAAAAACCCACUAGAUUGACUUGCAGCUUGUUCAAUUACUGGAGAUAAACAUUGAUAGAUGUAGAAAAAGUUUAAGUUCUUUCAAGUUACACUGAUGAUUUUUUUGUAUUGUUUUAUUACAUAUGCUGAUAGUUUUUCCACUCCCUCAGAGUUUAAUCCACAAUCAACAAAUGCUCAAUGUAGUAAUACUCACUUAUACCUUCGACAAUCCUCAGAGAAUGAUAGGUGGGGCCAUAAACUCACACAGGGCAUGCAAAUUAUUAUUUUUUUCUUUUCAACAAUGCAGCAUGGACAUUUUUGGAGUACCUGCAGAGAUUACCUUCAUUCACUGUGUUCUUUAAAACCAUAAUUGCUAUGUACACUCUUGUGUAAUCUGUGUAUAUAACACACCCUUUUUUGUCAAUAGAUUAUACCCUUUCUGCCUCCAACAUGCCACGCAGGUCACAGAGGAGGCUUGAUGACAAAUUUCUGUUGCACUCAAAGAUGAUUCGCCCAAUUAAUUCAUGACUUAGGAUGAAAGCGGUUUUCUUCCUGGACCAGUAAUCUUAGGCCAAAACCACGUUACGAAACCAGAGUAGCCAGAGAAAAUAAAUGCACGCAAGCUCGCACGAGAGAAAGAAGAAGGAACUCCAAACUACAGAGACAAAAAGCCCCCAUGCUUAAUCUGGGUUCUAAUUGAAGACGUUUUCAUUUAAGGCGAGUGUGUUCACCACAACACCUCUGUGCGCACUCCAGAUUUCACGUAAAAAGAGAAAUUGAGAUUGUUGCAACGAGACGGAUGAAUUAAUGAAAUACAAGAGUGUGAACCUCAAGUACUCGUGUCAAGACGAUAUUACACUGACUCUCACUGCUCAUCAUCAGAUCAAAUGGAACUAGUCCGAUCACACGCAUGAAUGUUGAUCUGUGACAUUACUUUCUUCACUAAAAAAUGACUAAUAUCACACAGUGGAAAGACAACAAAGUAAAAAAAAAAAUCUGAAUAUGACAUUUAUUUGUCUCACUGACAGAUUAUAUCAAUAUCGUUUUUAACAUGGUGACAAACAGAAAUGACUUUACCAUUUUCCUGUAACGUUUUUGAGUUGCUUAUUUCACAAACAAAUAGCAGAACUGUGGUAAGUCUGAAAGAAUAAGGCAGAGGGAAGUGAGAAUGUUUAAAGGAAGGUCAGUAAUAACGCCUGUCCUGUGUGUGCAGCGGUCACACGCGCUGGGCUGAACCGAAACCAUCUCAAUCCAAUGGCUUUCAGAUAAGUUACGUUUUUUUUUGUAUCACUGUCUUGUGCAGGAGCGUCGCAUUUGGCCAGAGACUUUUAUGACACGGUGCGAAUGGCAACAUUAAAAUGAAGCCUUAGCAACCAGGUAAAACACAGCUGUGCAGUGCUUGCUCUGCAGAAUGAAUACACAUCAUUAGGAUGAGCACAGCCAGUCUGUGUAUCAUGAUCUUGGUGUUAUGGAGGUUUCAGAACUGCUGCGAUGUGCUUACUUUUCAGGUUCCUUUCACUGGGCUCAGUACAUCCAGACACUUCAUUUUAAAGACACACGGUGUUUGGUGUUAAAGCUAGGGUAGACGAUGUUGUCCAAAAGCACUUUUUGUCAUACUGAGUGAAAUGCUACUGCCCCCUGGGAGAAGUCAAUACAUUAUGUGGACGGAAAAAGG